CCCUGAGGCGAAAAGGGAGGCCGGGAGAGCGCGACGUCGCCCGGGCAGAAGCGCCUCGGCCUCUCCCGCGAGGGAGGCCCCACCGGGCCGCAAAGCGAGGCGGCGUCGUUCCUUCCCUCGGGCCCGCGCACCGCCCGGCCGGGAGAGGCUCCCCCGCGCGCGCCGCUGCGAGGCCGGCCUGCGCCUGAGGGAGGCGGCCGACGUUCCCUCAGCCGGCGCGCGCGGGGCGAGGCGGCUGGACGCGAGGCCGCCGGAGAUGGGCCGCCGGGCUCCGGGCCGCGCUCAGCCGUGGGCCCUGGUGGCGGCGGCGGCGGCGCUGGCCGUGUGCGCCUUCUACUACGCCGGCUCGGGCGGCGAGGCCUUCUCCAGCGCCACGCGGCGCCUCAAGGGGACCCGCCUCGGCCCAGCCACCACCCCGCCGCCGCCGCCGCCGCCGGUGCCGGAGGAGGAGGAGGAGGCCGCGGGGCUGGCCGAGGCCAAGGGCAAGGAGGCCGAGCGGCGCCUGGGGGAGGCGGCGGCGGCGGCCGAGGAGGAGCUGCACCUGCUGCUGGUGCUGGCCAAGGCCGAGCGCAACGCCGCGCUGCGCGACAAGGCCGAGGCGGCGCUGCGCUCCCUGGUGCGCCUCGGGAAGCUCGGCCCCCGCCAGGCCCUGGCCCUCCACCUGCUCUGCGACGCGCCCAGCAAGGCCGUGGGCAAGGCCCUGCUCCGGGACGCCCUGCGGGACGCCCCCUUCAAGUACAAGGUGAUCUUCCAUGAUGUGAACGUUCUGACGGAAAAGCUGCUGCCCAUCGUGGAGGCCAUGCAGAAGCUGUUCAGCGCGGGUACCGGCACCUACUACAGUGACUCUAUCUUCUUCCUCUCGGUUGCUAUGCACCAGGUCAUGCCCAGAGAGAUCUCACGGAUUAUUCAGGUGGAUCUGGAUGUGGAGUACCGGACAAAUAUCCGGGAACUGUUUGAAGAAUUUGACAACUUCCCUGAAGGAGCUGUGGUCGGCAUAGCUCGAGAGAUGCAGCCUGUCUACCGGCAUAUCUUUUGGCAGUACCGCCAAGAGCACCCUGGGACCAAAGUGGGGGAACCUCCCCCAGAUGGACUGCCAGGCUUCAACAGUGGUGUCUUGCUGCUCAACUUGGACGCCAUGCGCCAGUCUGCGCUCUACAACCGCCUGCUGGAGCCAGAGGCCGUGCGGCGCUUGGCAGAGAAAUUCCAUUUCAAGGGCCACCUCGGAGACCAGGACUUCUUCACGCUGGCUGGCAUGGAGCACCCCGAAUUGUUCCAUGUGCUAGACUGCACCUGGAACCGGCAGCUCUGCUCCUGGUGGCGGGACCACGGCUACAGCGAUGUCUUCGACCGCUACUUCCAGUGCGACGGCCAUGUCAGGAUCUAUCACGGCAAUUGCAACACGCCAAUCCCGGCAGAGUAGCUGCCUGGACUGCUGCUGCUGCAGGGCGCUUCGGGGUGCAGGGACCAAGCUGUGGGGGAGUGGCAACGAGAGUCGGGCAGGCAGAGUAGGCCACGUUGUGCAAACAUGGGAACACGGCAGCUUUUCUAAACACAUUCCAGUGCCCCCAGCUUGACUCAGCAGGCAGGUGUCUGGCAUCUGUGAGGGGCUUUUAUCCAGGAUUGUGAAGACAGAGGCAGGAUGGGCACAGCUGUGUGGAACAGCUGGCCUAACUUGGACCCACAAUGCUUUGCGGUGGCAGAACACAGACUGUGAAGUCAUGGUGCUAACGGGACAGGUGUAUUUUGCAGUAGAAGAAGAAGAAGAGUUUGGAUUUAUAUCUCCCCUUUCUCUCUUGCAGGAGACUCAAAGGGGUUUACAAUCUCCUUGCCCUUCCCCCCUCACAACAAACACCCUGUGAGGUAGGUGGG
Messenger RNA from Sphaerodactylus townsendi, 1869 nucleotides. It is a transcript of the gene XXYLT1, whose product is annotated as xyloside xylosyltransferase 1. Bases 257 to 1420 code for a protein of 387 amino acids. Gene Ontology annotation, molecular function: UDP-xylosyltransferase activity. NCBI's taxonomy places the organism in Eukaryota, Metazoa, Chordata, Lepidosauria, Squamata, Sphaerodactylidae. The record is from RefSeq and is a predicted model, not a curated record. The transcript has 4 exons.